This is a messenger RNA of Baudoinia panamericana UAMH 10762, 1387 nucleotides long. RefSeq lists its product as uncharacterized. NCBI's taxonomy places the organism in Eukaryota, Fungi, Ascomycota, Dothideomycetes, Mycosphaerellales, Teratosphaeriaceae. The record is from RefSeq and is a predicted model, not a curated record. Bases 1 to 1233 code for a protein of 410 amino acids. The transcript has 8 exons.
AUGUCCGCCGCUACAAUGUGCGAUUCUUGCAACCGAGUCCAUGAUCUUAAUGGCUCCCAGGAUAGCGCUCGAAUCGAAAACUCUUCGCAUGACCUGAAGGCUACUUUCCGAAAGAUGGCCGUCGACCCCGGGCCGGCUUGUGUGUUGCGCAAUGUCUUCGAGUGUGGUACUAGCCGCGUAGUAGGAGUGCUGUGCACACAACCCACAACGCCGGCGUCGAUGUACUUCAGCAUCAGCGACGAGCUGCACGGUGCUAGCCUUGUAACCGAGCGGCGUGGCGGACGAGGACUCUCGACAAACACUAGCAGAAGGAUCCUCGCUGCUGCAGCGAUAGCGAGCGUGCUUCAAGGAGCCGAUACGGAUGAACGCUUCACUCGCGCAGAGCGCGUCCGGUCGAAGAGGGCUGUGGUUGAUGCGGGUGCGGACGAGGUCUGUUUUCUGCAAGCGACAGAUAGAAGCAGCUUUAAGAAGUUGCUGGAGAAGUUGCUAAAGGAUGUCAGAAGCGUGGACUUGACUGGCGUUGGCGCUCUUUUUAGCAACAACAUCGUCGCAUUUGCAGUAUGGGCUGCGGACCGUACCUGUAUCCUCUUCUUCUUCUUUUGUGGUUCUGUGGGCAUCAGAAUCAGCAUCAUCAGCCGGCCUCACUUAGGAGCUGUCUACAGUGCACCAUCACCACUGCGAAUGGGUGGCUUCUUGACUCGCCCGCCACGCCCACGCCUCGCCACCAUGACGGAUAUUGAGGUUGAUUUCGGACCCAUGAUUGACAUUGAGGAGGAAUCCGCUGCGCUUCAUUUGCGCCUUGAUUGCCUCCACCAGCGCUCUAAGUCUUCGCCUGCGCUCUCGUCUUUGCCUGCGCUGUCCAAAGGAGAGGAUAUGCCGUCAGCACGAUCAUCACCACCAGCGGAACGUUUACGCCCUUUUGCUGCCACCUCUUUGGCCACACUUUGCGCAUGGCUGGCCGGAAGCAGGAGCAAGAGCAGUGACGACAACAGCAAGAGUCUUUGCGGCAGCGGAGGCCAGCCGCAAGUGUUGCCGAAGGAGGAGGACGAAGAUAACAAUAAUGAUGAAAACGACGAUAAGGAGAACGAUGAUUACCGCGGUCGCUGCGCUGUUCGGCGCAAGCGUGUUUGUAAGCUCGAAAGAGACCAGGGACAUGACGGCGCGAAGCAGCGCGCGGCGGUGUUGGUUCGAACAUAUCUGAGGCCCUCUGAUGCCGCCUCCAUGGAUGGUUGAUGUCCCAAUAGUAUACUACUCUCCACUUUUCUCACUCUUCUACUGUCCCUCUGCGAAUGGCUCAAAGGAUUGAUACUUCUCGUCCAAUAUCGACGUUAAAGUUGGCGGAGACGAUGCAGGACGAGGGAAACCUUGAUCUCGUGCACUUCCCAAC